Pseudocercospora fijiensis CIRAD86 is the source of this 1843-nucleotide messenger RNA. RefSeq lists its product as uncharacterized. The record is from RefSeq and is a predicted model, not a curated record. The coding region runs from base 1 to 1734 and encodes 577 amino acids. Gene Ontology annotation, molecular function: flavin adenine dinucleotide binding; NADP binding. Lineage: Eukaryota; Fungi; Ascomycota; Dothideomycetes; Mycosphaerellales; Mycosphaerellaceae. The transcript is spliced from 2 exons.
AUGAUAUGGUCGUCAUUGGAGCCGGUACGUUGUCACGCAAUCAUCCCAACAUCUUCUCGGACUCAACACACUGAUGACCAAUGGCUUCCAGGUUGGUUCGGACUGGCGGCCGCAAAGACAUACAUUGAGCUUCACCCGACCGAAGACAUCAUUGUCCUGGAAGCUGAGAGCAGCUGUGGCGGCACGUGGACUUUGCCACUCUGGAGCUCCGUCCCAGGACUAAAGUCGAAUAACCUGCAUAGUAGCUACGAGUAUCCCGACUUUCCGAUGGUGCCAGAGAACUAUGGCAUCACACACGACGAUCACAUUCCUGGACGAGUAUUGCAUCGCUACCUGACUGACUUCGCGAAGAAGUUUGGUGUUUUCAGCAGGACGAGAUUCAACACUAGAGUCGAGUCUUUAGAGCCUACCCCAGAUGGCGGCUGGAAGAUUGAGACUACUGCGGGCGAGAAACAGAGCACUGUGUACAGCAAGAAAGUCAUCGUCUCUACCGGUCUGACUUCGCAACCCAAUUUUCCACAAUACCCUGGAGCAGAGACAUUCAAUGCACCAUACUUCCAUGCCAAGGACUUCUGCCGGCGAGGUGACACGAUCAAGUCAGCAAAGAAGGCUGUAGUGGUUGGCGGUGCUAAGUCUGCCAUGGAUGUGGCGUUCGCAUAUGCAAACGAGGGUGUAGAGGUUGACAUGGUAAUCAGACCUUCUGGCAACGGACCGGUCUGGAUCUCAUAUCCGUACGUCAUGGGCGGCAAGAGAUUAGAGAAGCUCCUUCAUGUGCGAUGGAUGACGUGGUUCUCUCCAUGUCCUUGGGGAGGCGAGGAUGGCUGGAAAUGGCCAAGAAAAUUCCUUCAUGGCACUGCUGUCGGACGAUUCCUGGUGGAUAAAUUUUGGUCAGGUCUUGGUGGAGAAGUGGUGGCAGCAAACGGCUACGACUCACAUCCUGAGCUGCAAAAGCUCAAGCCAUGGCAGCCGGCCUUCUGGAUUGGCUCUGGGCUCAGCAUUCACAACUACGAUCGUGACUUCUUUGACAUGGUCAAGCGAGGCGAGGUCCGGAUACACAAUGCCGACGUCGAGCGCCUUACUGAUCAUACCGUCCAUCUCACAGAUGGCACAGAUCUCGAAGCCGAUGUCUUGGUCUGCUCAACUGGCUGGAAGAAGGAGCCAUCCGUCAAAUUUCUCAACUUCGGCACAGCUGGCAUUGGUCUCAAACAAACUCCAACAGAACAAGCCAAGCUGGUCACCCAAUACGAUGAAGAGAUCCUCACUCAAUUCCCAAGACUACGAGCUCAGCCACCUCUCAACUUCAAGCCCAAGAAUGAUCCAUUCCGCCUUUACAGAUUUAUGGUCCCUCCAGCACGCAUUAACGACCGCAAUAUCGCUUUCGCCGGUAUGGUCUCCUCCGUCUCAACAGCUAUCUGUGCCAGCGUACAGGGUCUCUGGAUCUCUGCGUUCCUUGAUGGUCGCCUCUCACGACUACCCACUUCCGAUGAAGAGAUCACGAGAGAAAUCAUGACCCACACUCAAUGGGGCAAGUGGAGAUAUCCUAGUGGUUAUGGUGCCAGCUUGCCUGAUUUUGUCUUCGAUGCAAUACCAUAUACCGACAUGAUGGUGAAAGAUCUUGGUUUGAAUCCGAACAGGAAACAAGGCUGGGCUGAUUUGACGGAGCCUUACGGACCACCGGACUACGAGGGCUUGAUUGACGAGUGGACUCAGAGUAAGCCACAGGCGAAAGCAUGAAGAUAGAAAGUGCAUUAUGAUUUCCUGGCGAGCUCGAUUGAUUUAUUAGUGCUGCAUGUUAUUUAGCGUUUGAAAAGGUAGAGUCUGAAGACGAUGGAAUUCCUCAAAC